Pezoporus flaviventris is the source of this 3430-nucleotide messenger RNA. RefSeq names its product DAZ interacting zinc finger protein 1 like (gene DZIP1L). Bases 1009 to 3111 code for a protein of 700 amino acids. Gene Ontology annotation, cellular component: ciliary basal body; cytoplasm. The transcript is spliced from 12 exons. Gene Ontology annotation, biological process: cilium assembly. The record is from RefSeq and is a predicted model, not a curated record. Lineage: Eukaryota; Metazoa; Chordata; Aves; Psittaciformes; Psittacidae.
CGAACGGGCAGUGACAACCAUUGCCCAUUCUUCCUCUGAGUCAGCAGAGCACAGCCUAGGAAAGCUUGGUUUUCUUGCACCAUGCACGCAGUUAUUCAGCACCUCCUUGGGUUGACUGACCCUGUUUGUUUGGAAGCACAGCAGUAGCUGCAGGCUGGGGAGGGCACGUGUUGCAGAGUGUUAGGCUGGCUGGGACUCCUGUUACCAUUGUACACAGCACACCCAGCAACACACCAAUACACCAACACUGCCCCUGGCUGCUUGACCAACAUCCUGGGGCACUCAACCUGUGUAGGUGCCCCAUCUGCACCCAAAAAUAUGGUAAGUGACCCUUCAGCAAUAAAAAAUGAACUAUCUUAAAGGUGGUGGGGGGGGUGUAGCAGAGUGGAAAUAGAAACAGCAGCAGCAAAUCUCUAUCUAGAGACUAAGAACAACAUAGGUCUAUUUCACAGAUUUAAAACUAGGUAUUUUAACUAUAUUUGUUUAAUUAUUGUUUAGGACACUACUAAGAAAAUGAGCAAACACUGCUUCUUGCAGUGGUUUAGUUUUAGGUCAGAGCAGGGCACCACAGAAGGCAGCAGACUGUUGUGAUACUAAAGCAUGUCCAGUUUUCAUCGUGUAUUGUUUUCAAAACAGGCUAAUUCCGUUUCCCUAAAACAGGUACCCUCAGGGGGGAUUUACAGCUCCCUUCAGAAUGGGUUAUUAUAGAGUUCCAAUCUGGCAGUUUUAGAAGUCUCCCUUACCAAAAGCAGAUGGUGAACAAACUGGCAGGAUUUCUGUAUUUCAGAAUUUGGCAAGGCAGCAGGUAGUAAGGAUGGGAAUAGAAAAUGAAAAGGAUUUUUGUUUGUUGCUACAUAAGGUAAGCUCCACCCUCUCCCCAGUUCCCCCACUGUGUGCAGGCUGGUGGGAGCUGCUGUGGACCCGGGGGGUCAGGCCUAACCUAACCAAACCUUCCCUUUUGCCUUCCAGCACUUUUCUACAGACUUUUACCACCCAUUCCACCAACUCAUGACUGGGGCUGCAGGGAUGCUGGGGACAUCCCCACGGCUCACCAUCCCAGUGGACAUCCCCCCCUUCCACUUCCAGCCCCGCCGGAUCAGUGUGGACUGGCGUCGCUUCAGUGCCAUUGAUGUGGAGCGGGUGGCCAGGGAGGUGGACGUAGCUGUGCUGCAGGAGCACAUUGCCAGCAUCACCUUCUGUAACCUGGAUGGGGAGCGGUGCCCCCACUGCGGGCAGCCGGCAGACCCCGUCCUGCUCAAGGUGCUCAGGAUGGCCCAGCUGAGCAUCGAGUACCUCCUGCACUGCCAGGAGCGCCUGCGGACCAGCCUGGCCAUGCACACCCAGCGCCUGGAAGCUGCCCGUGCAGAGCUGGCUUCCACCCAGCAGCAGGCAGCAGAGCAGGUGGUGCAGCUCCAAGUGUCAAAAGAGGAGAGCAGAAGAUGGAAGAAGUUGCUUGCCAUACAGCAGCCCCUUUUGCAAGCUGGCCCCAACAUCUAUUGCAAGUGCCACCUCUGUGAUAAAGCCUUCAUGAACAGCUCCUUCCUGCAAGCCCAUGUGCAGCGCCGGCACGCAGAGACCACCGAGAAGGAGAGGAGGAAGAUGAGACAGGUGGAGCAAAUGGAGGAUGAAGUGGAGGAGCUGAAGGCAAAAUUGAGGGAGAUGCAGCAGCAGCUGCAAGCAGAGAGGGAAGUGGAGAAGCUGCACAGGGAGCAGGAAACAGAGAGAGCUCGACAGCGAGAAGAGGAAAGCAGGAAAUAUUUGGAAAGGUGGAAAGAGGAGGAGAGGACAAAGCUGCAUGAAGAGAUAGAUGGCCUGAAGCAGCUCUUCCUCACAGCAUUCAAAGACAUGGCCAGCAGGAGCAGUGCCAUGGAGGGGAAGCUGCAGGAGCUUCAUGCCAGAGAGGUGUUGGAGUCCAACCUGGGAACCCUGCGGGAUGAUGACACUGAGGAGGCAUGGUGGCAGGCAUCAGGCAGGGCAGAGAGGGAGAGGAUGGCGGUGCAGAAAAAGAACAAGACACCCCGUGACACCCCAUCACAGGACCAGUGGGCAGUUAUGGACUGUGUCCAUCAGCAAAUGGAUGCCCUCAGCACCCAUCUCAGGGAGCAGCCCAGACUCACCAAGUCCCAGGAGAAGAAGAUCAAGCUGCUCUCUGCAGGAAAACCUGAAGUGACCCAGGAGGUGACCAAAGCGGAAGCUGAUGAAAAGUCAGCAGGCAGUGAGGAGGCCAUCCAGGGUGGGAAGCAGAGGCUGCUGGAAGCCCUGCGGAGAAACCCAAACCUCCUGAAGCAGUUUCGCCACAUCCUGGAAGAAGUGCUGGAGGAAAAGCUGGAGAGCAUGGGCGUCAAGAGGGUUGCAAAGGGAAUCUCCACUCGGACCUACAAAAGACUCCAGGCUCUGGUCAGGCUUCAGCAGCAACAGAAGGCUGUGAAAUUUCCUGCUCUCCUCCACCUGAGGGAUGAGUUGGUCCAAGCACUGAUGGGGAAAGUCAGGCGAUGCAAGAAGUCCAGCAGUGCUUUGCCUCAGCAGCUCUCUGCCAUCCCAGCUCAAAGCCUGAAGACUCCCAGGUCCUUUCAUGGGUUGAAGCCCAUGAGUAUACCAGCUGCAGUAGAGCCUGAAGCCACAGUGAUCCCUCACCCUGUGUCUUGGAGCAGAGCCCUCUCCACGUACAUCCCCUCAAGGACUCCUUGGGGCACUGUGGGGACCAGCAGAACCCACCGAGUUGUCCCACGAAGGAGCUCAGAAGUGAUGCUGAGAGGGAAGCAGCUCAGCCUGUCCUCCGUGAAGCCAGCGCUCUCUGCAGUGAUGCUGGGUGAUGAGACUGACUCUGAUGGGUCAGACCUGGACUCGCUGGAGGAAACUGCUGGUUCAGGUACCGCCUGUUCUUGUAGCAACUGCUGUGGGUUAGUGAAGGGGUGGGAACAACCCAGGUUAGUACCACCAGUGCCACCGUGUCACCUUCUUCCUGGGGUUGAAGUGGAACACAUUGUACCCCACCCAUACCCAGCCAGGCAACAGGGCACUGAUGGCUUUAUCUAUCAGCAACUUUUGUACCUGACCCUGCCAGGGUAUUUUAUAGGAUCUUAUAAUAGUUUGGGUUGGAAGGGACCUUAAAGCUCAUCAGUUCCAACCCCCUGCCAUGGGCAGGGACACCUUCCACUAGACCAGGCUGCUCCAAGCUCCGUCCAGCCUGGCCUUGAGCACUGCCAGGGAUGGGGCAGCCACAGCUUCUCUGGGGACCUGUGCCAGCACCUCAGCACCCUCACAGGGAAGAACUUCUUCCUAAUAUCUAAUCUAAAUCUCCCCUCUUUCAGCUUAAAGCUCUAACCUCUUUUCCUGUCACUAUAUGCCCUUGUAGUGACAAAAACCCCCUUCAGGCAUUGGUAUUAGCCCCUUUUUCCUAGGGCACAGUAGAUCUUCAGCUCUUCCUUUG